AUGGCAUGUCUCGCAUCCGACUACUAUGAAUCGAUUCGACCUCAUCUCCGCUAUCCAGCUCUUGCUUCUCAGUCUGAGGAGUCUAAUAUCUAUGUUUUCGAAACCACACCCGAGACCGUGUAUUCGUUUAAGAACAGCGAACUAUUCGAGACUCAUAUCGCAAAUACCCCGAAGCCAGAAGCCCGCAUAGUGUCAAUAUGCUGUCGAAAUUCUCUGCGACCUUUAGGCAUCACCGAACAGGCCAUGCGCAAGCUCAUGAGCCAGUACGACAUUGAUUCUUCGUUCUUCGACCUAGUUGUUUCAUUCGGCGACAAGCCACGGAGCUCUGAUGCUGGCCAUGGGGGCAUGAACGUGAAACAGGGAGCCAAUGGCGCAUACGGUACUCCCCCUUUGGUUCGGCUUGGGUAUGUAUCCCGCGCUAACUUUGCAGAUAUGCAAUAUCUCUUCACGUAUGCAGAAGAUGACAACAAGGGAAGAGAAACGGUCUCGUGGAGGAUCCGCCAAGUCUGUGUCUUCCAUCGAUACGACCCCUCGAAGUCGGGGAAUCUCUGGAUCUUGCUUCAUGCAAGCCCUCAAUCGAAGCUCCAGCGACAAAUAGAACAGACACUAUCAACAAGCCCUGCCGCUCUUCUUGACGAGUGGUCUUCCAUUCAUCUGCUAGUUCUGUCCACUUACCUGGGCGGUUGGCGCUGGUGCAUUCGGAAUCUGGGCGACGAGAUCGAAAAGACUGUGGAUAUCGCACUUACUCUGGAUCUGUCAAAACCGCGGACAGGGGAUCAUAAGGAUAGGCUUGUUUACCUUCUCAAACACCAGUACCUGGGCGAUAGGCUAGUUCCAGUCGCUUCUCGGGUUGGUGUUGCUUUGACAACACUGCACCGGUUAGAGCAGAUUAACUCAUUCUUCCACUCGAAGAGAUUCUCAAGCGAUGAAGAAUUCCAAUCUGUGGCCGGUGAUCUGGCGUAUUAUAUAACAUCCCUAGAAGGACAUCUUGAAAGUGUUAACGUGCUAGAACGAAAGGUUCGGGGCAUAUCGGAUCUGCUGGGAGUUGCCUUGACGGUGGAAAACCAAGCUGUGACUAUAGACAUCAACAACAAAAUGCUCGAUCUCAAUAACAAGCUGGUAAAGCUCACCAACAAGUCUUUGGAUGGAAAUGCCACUGUUCGAAUCGUGACGCUGGUGACAUUGAUAUACCUGCCAGCCAGCUUUGUCUCCGUGGGUGCCCAAACCUACCAGAUUAUCUGCAUUCAUCCGUUAUGA
Messenger RNA from Aspergillus fischeri NRRL 181, 1257 nucleotides. RefSeq lists its product as uncharacterized. The record is from RefSeq and is a predicted model, not a curated record. NCBI's taxonomy places the organism in Eukaryota, Fungi, Ascomycota, Eurotiomycetes, Eurotiales, Aspergillaceae. The transcript is spliced from 4 exons. Bases 1 to 1257 code for a protein of 418 amino acids.